This is a messenger RNA of Danio rerio (zebrafish), 2196 nucleotides long. It is a transcript of the gene aif1l, whose product is annotated as allograft inflammatory factor 1 like. Gene Ontology annotation, molecular function: calcium ion binding. The record is from RefSeq and is marked provisional. NCBI's taxonomy places the organism in Eukaryota, Metazoa, Chordata, Actinopteri, Cypriniformes, Danionidae. Gene Ontology annotation, cellular component: cytoskeleton; ruffle membrane.
UAACAGCGUGAGAUUCAUUCCCUCUCUCUGUCUCUCUCCCGCAUAACCGACGCAAGCGGCCAGCAGACGCCAGCGUCUCUCCUCUCUCCACCACCGCCUCUCGACCUUCCCAGCAUGCCUUCCAACAUGGACUUACAAGGCGGAAAAGCCUUCGGGUUGCUCAAAGCUCAGCAGAGGGACAAGCUGGAGGAAAUCAAUAAGGAGUUCAUGGAAGAUCAGAAGUACAGAGACGAAGAGGACUUGCCUGAAAAGCUGGAUUCUUUUAAAAAUAAAUAUGCAGAGUUUGACCUGAACGAUCAAGGGGAAAUCGACAUGAUGGGCUUGAAGCGAAUGAUGGAGAAGUUGGGUGUGCCAAAAACUCAUCUGCAGAUGAAGAAAAUGAUCUCUGAGGUGACAGGAGGCUGCAGUGACACCAUCAACUACAGGGAUUUUGUGAAAAUGAUGCUCGGCAAGCGAUCAGCUGUUCUCAAACUGGUUAUGAUGUUUGAAGACAAAGCUAAUGGGUCCAGCUGUAAGCCUGAUGGGCCUCCACCCAAACGUGACAUCACCAGCCUACCAUAGACCAGUGGAGAUGAAUAUGGUCGACGUCCCUACAUUCGCAAAUCCCGUCCAUUUAACAUUAGGGACUAGGUUUCUAUAGCCUUACCUAGAAACUUUUUUUGCCAAGAUCCAGGGAAAAUCUUAGUUCAUAGAUGGUCAAACUGAAGAAAAAAAAAAAAGUGAAAGAUGUUUAUAUAUUUGCUGUGAAAAAGUCGAAGCGCAGAGUAGCUUUUUAUAAGUAAACAAAUGUAUAUAUUUAUAUGAGAAGUGUUUUUGAAUAGUGUUUGCAAGCACAAAUCUUGUGAGUGAAGUACUAGUGAAGUUUAGUGUACUAAGUUUAAGGUUUAUGGGAUGACAAUUAGCUUGCAAGAGAUUUUGCGAAUUAAGUUUGCGAAGUAAGAUUUUUCAUCUUUCCCCAAAGUGUGUGCUUAAUUCAUUCCAGUACAUUAGUGUUUUCCGUAUUCGCUUAAAGCGUGUUGCUAAUUCUGCUCACUGUGUCUCGUAGUGUGACGUCGUAGAUGUACAUGAGGCUCUUUUAAAAAAUUCAGUCAGUGCUCUGCUUUUCAUUUAGGCUGUUCUGCUUCUGAAUCCAGGAUUUCUUUUGUAUCGGUUCUGUACCGGAAGGUUCAAACCGAGAACGCUGGGAUUUGAGUGAGUGAAGACAAAAAGGGAGAAGCGUUUGUUCCUCAAACUUUGUUCAUUCUGUCUGUACCUCUUUCACUCACUCUUCACUCUUAUUUUCUUGUUGAUCUGUUUGUGUGCUCAAAUGAUUAUAAGCUGUAACAUUACUGUACUGUAUAAGCACAUUAACAGUUAAGUACAUGCGUACUGUGCAGAUACGCUUUGAACCACACUUUUAGGACUUGCUUUUAUAAAUUUACCUGCUUAAAUUAGGGAGGAUGUCGCUGGUCUCAGCUUUUAGUUCUGCGGGAGGGCAGGUUUUAGUCGCUAGAGGCGAUUCGUUUGAAGCCACUCUUUUCAAGUGCCUCACUCAGUUUAAUGUAGCCCAGGUUUUGACUGAAGAUUGAGUGAAGCAUCUUUGAAAUGGAUUUUAUGUUUGUGUGUGCGCGCGAAUGUGUGCUAGAAGUUUUUAUUCUGUCGAGUUGUCUUUUGAGACAUUCCAAGAAUGUCGUCAUGUGGUGGAGUCCUUGGAAAUGUUGUCAUGUUUUAAUCCAAGCGAACUUCAAUGUUCAGCUCUGAUGCAAAUAUUCCAGUAGUGCUUUUGUCCUCUGUUUUUUACUUUUUUUUCCCACUGGCCUCAUCAGCUUUUCUUUCAAUAACAUGUGCUUUGUAAGGAAAACAAUGUGAUCUCAUUUUUUAUAUACAGAAAUAAGGACAUGAGUCAAAAGUAGCAGGUGUGGCUUUCACUUCCAUUUCAUACUUUAUCUGUAAUGAAAUUGACUUGUUUACUUUACAUAUUCUGUUUUAUGAGUUUUAUUUCUGUGCCUCUUUUCAAGUUUAUCUCUUUAAUGUUUUUUUUUUCUUAAAUCAUGUACAUGUGAGUUAAUGGCUGCACUGUAUUGCUGUUUAUUAGACUUGCCCUUUUAAAGGGUUAUUAAACAUCAUGAAUAAUUUUCAGCUUAUUAGUUAGCAGAGGCAUUUGUAUUUUUUUUCUGGAAACACCAAAGGAAGUAAAUACCCUGCUGUUACACCUGA